AUGACUUCGAAGAGGAUCUCGAGCCGGACUUAUAAGACGCGAGCCCUCAAUGCGGUUCCAGUCAGCACGGUCGCUCCACCGUUCAAGGACACCACAGAAGCAGGAGUUUCCGCCAAUCCCACCAUGCAAGCAUCUCAUAAACAAUCCAAUAACUCAACUUCUAUGUUUGUGCAAUCUUUCUUGAAUUCCAAGAAAGGUGAUGAAGUGAUCGGACUUCAUCGCAUUAAGCAAUAUCUCGUAAAGUAUGGCUAUCUGAGUCCGUCCCAUGUUCACACCGAUACAAACAAUGAGGGAAAUUUCGAUGAUGCCCUAGAGGCAGCAGUGAAGAAAUACCAGUCAGGGACACGAUCAGAUGUCAUUGCCCAGAUAUGGAUCGCGUUGGCUACAUGGGACAUGGUGAGUCCAUUGACAUUCGUUGACCGCAGUAAUGACUUCUCCAAUGCUGACUUGAAAUUUAGGUUCUUUCAAAGAGAACAUGGAGAUGGUCAUCCCUUUGAUGGACCCGGUAAGGUAUUGGCUCACGCUUUUUAUCCACCUAAUGGUGAGAUUCAUUUUGAUGCAGACGAAAAUUUGGUGGUCGGGGAAGUGCCCGAUGGAAUAGACAUUUCUAGUUUGGCGCUACAUGAACUAGGCCACGCUAUUGGACUUGUGCAUAGUAACGUUGAAUCUUCUAUCAUGUGGCCAUAUAUGUCGCCGGGUAUUGUAAAAGGUCUACAUCCUGAUGAUGUUCUCGCAAUGAGGGCAUUGUAUCCUUUUUAA
Impatiens glandulifera is the source of this 759-nucleotide messenger RNA. Its product is annotated as 50 kDa hatching enzyme-like. Lineage: Eukaryota; Viridiplantae; Streptophyta; Magnoliopsida; Ericales; Balsaminaceae. The record is from RefSeq and is a predicted model, not a curated record. Gene Ontology annotation, biological process: collagen catabolic process; extracellular matrix organization; proteolysis. The transcript is spliced from 3 exons. The coding region runs from base 1 to 759 and encodes 252 amino acids. Gene Ontology annotation, cellular component: extracellular matrix. Gene Ontology annotation, molecular function: metalloendopeptidase activity; zinc ion binding.